CACACAGUUCUUGAACUGAAAACCAUUCUUAAUGAAAUAGAACAAAAAUAAGUACCUCUUGGAGUAGAUGCCAAGCAGGAUAUUAUUCAUUGUUGAGACAUCUCAUUUUUGAAUCUAUACGUACACAUGAAAUAGAUAAUACAGUGACAGUUACGUUUCAAAAAAUUUUGACUGCUAAAGCAAUCCAACCGCUUCGCAGCAGUAAUUAAAGAUUUUCAAUGAAUUUUAUAUCAAAUAUACGGUAUAUCUUAGCAUGCUAAUGCUUGUGUAAAUAUGUCGUAAAUGCAGCAACUUGUGCAUACGCGGCUACGGCAGAGGCUGCAGAAUCUUCUACAUUAAGCAAGAACUCACGUAGCAACGUAGCCAAAGUAAUCAAUCAGCGGGCGAGGCCACUACUCGUAAUGCCCGGAAUCCCCACUCUCCAACAUUUCAUAUAACGACCGUACAGGCACGUUACAGUUUACACCACUACAAUAGUCGUUGAAACACGAUUAAAUAACUCAAUAAUUAGUGCCAUUAUACUGUUCCAUAAAUCCAUUUUGUUACACGUCACACAUAAUGGAAGAAACAAUGAAUGAUAUGAAGAAUCGUUUUGAUAACCGACUGAAUCAUAUACUGACGACGAAAAAUCAGAAUUCGCAAAUUUUUACAAGAGCCGUGUAUCUGAAUAAAGUGGAGAAAGUGAAGCAGUCGAAGGCGAAGCAGGCGGGUAAACAGCCACAGGAUUAUCAUCGUUUACGAACAUACGACGUAACGUCGGUUGGUAACGAGGAAAGACUAAUUGUUCCUAUAAAAGAAGGCGAUUCCAUGACAAAGUAUUACGUUUAUACCGAAGAAAUAUUCCAAAUACUACACGAGACUCAUCUCGCCAUCGGACACGGUGGCAGAAAUCGUAUGGAGAAGGAGCUGAGCAACAAAUAUAAAAAUAUCACCAGGGAAAUUAUCGUGAUAUACCUGAAUCUCUGCAAAGUGUGCCAGAAGAGAAUGAACGUCUCGAAAAAGGACUUCGAAGUCGAUCCCACCGUUAGUAGCGAGAUGAAUUCCAGAUGUCAAAUCGAUCUCAUUGACAUGGAACCUCAUACCGAUGGAGAGUACAGAUUUAUUCUCGUUUACAUAGAUCUUCUUACCAAAUUCGUACAACUAAGACCACUAAAAACAAACGCGAUCAAAGAAAUGGUGCACGUGAUUUUGGACAUACUGCUAAUUUUUGGAGCACCCUGUAUAUUACAAAGUAACUAUGGGAGAGAAUUUGCGAAAGAUAUCAUUGCAGAACUGAGCGGUGCAUGGAAUGAUUUGAAGAUGGUGCAUGGUAAAGAAACGUCCACUGAAAAAACGAUCCAGGAUAUUAAAACAAUCCUCAGUUCCUGGUUGGAAUCGAACAACACCGAGGAAUGGUCUAAAGGGUUGAGAUUCGUACAAUUUACCAAAAACAGGGAACACCACGCGGGUAUCAACUGUAGUCCUUAUGAAGCUUUGUUUGGUUCGACGUUGAAAAUGGGACUGAAAUUUUCCUUACCCCUUGAAACAUCGAAUAGCAUCAAUUCUGAAGAAGACCUGGACUGGUACUAUUCGUCAAUGGCAAAAAAUAUUUACUAAAGAGUAUACCCCUAUUUAUUGUAUUGUAUAUCAUUUAAUUAUUUGUCAAUGUAUGUAAAUGUUGAAGAGAAUUGUUAGAGUUAGAAAGUAUUAGAUACAAGUUAUUGAGAAAGUUAUUAAUAAAAAUCUAGUAAUCAAGUCAAAUCAAAACAGUCAGAUACGGAUCUCGAUUUCGAACUUGUUGGAUCUCAUCACAAACUACCGGCUACCUAGAGAUAGCGUUUUAUGAAGGACCCCAAAUGGCGUGGUGAGCGCCAUCCGUGGUACAAAGCAUAUUUAGAGGAUUUAAGUAUGUUCAACAAGGUCCAUUUAGAUUGAUGGUCAUCAACUUCCUGACCUGAGUCUACGGCAUAGCUCACCAUACGUGAUAGGCACGUAACCAAAUCGAAGAAAGAACUUCAUGGUGUCUAUCUUAUUGGAUAUCAUCAGCACGUCGAAGUAUCGACAGAAUAUUGACCACCAUGAACUUCUUUGUUUGAUUUGGUUACGUGCUUAUCACGUAUAGUGAGCUACGCCUUGGAUUGUUUUUUUUAGCCUUUUUUUAUAACAAUAUUGUUGAUACAAAGAACAUUAAUAAACUGCUCAACCCCUCCGUAAUCAACACUAUAGGCAAAUAUUUAGUUCAUCGUACACUAAUCUUAAGCUAAGAUUGAGGACCUAAAAAUGGUACCUACUGUUUAACGUUUAGGGGACAUUUCC
This is a messenger RNA of Agrilus planipennis (emerald ash borer), 2295 nucleotides long. Its product is annotated as KRAB-A domain-containing protein 2-like. Bases 559 to 1596 code for a protein of 345 amino acids. Lineage: Eukaryota; Metazoa; Arthropoda; Insecta; Coleoptera; Buprestidae. The record is from RefSeq and is a predicted model, not a curated record. The transcript is spliced from 2 exons. Gene Ontology annotation, biological process: DNA integration. Gene Ontology annotation, molecular function: nucleic acid binding.